This is a messenger RNA of Oncorhynchus kisutch (coho salmon), 2287 nucleotides long. Its product is annotated as P2Y purinoceptor 8-like. The record is from RefSeq and is a predicted model, not a curated record. The transcript is spliced from 3 exons. Gene Ontology annotation, biological process: positive regulation of Rho protein signal transduction; phospholipase C-activating G protein-coupled receptor signaling pathway. Bases 1019 to 2068 code for a protein of 349 amino acids. Gene Ontology annotation, molecular function: G protein-coupled receptor activity. NCBI's taxonomy places the organism in Eukaryota, Metazoa, Chordata, Actinopteri, Salmoniformes, Salmonidae. Gene Ontology annotation, cellular component: plasma membrane.
GGUGUGUGUGUGUUUUUGGGGCUGUUCCUCACCUCUCCACUGUGGUUUCCUGAACUAACAGGUUUGUUGUUGUGAGUAGGCUACAGCAGUGUCUCACAACCCAUUCUGGUAUUUCAUACACUGAACAAAAAUAAAUGCCACAUGUAAAGUGUUGGUUCCAUGUUUCAUGAGCUGAAAUAAAAUAAAAUUGCAGAAAUGUUCCAUAUGCACAAAAAAUGUAUUUCUCUCAGAUUUUGUGGAGAAAUUUGUUUACAUCCCUGUUAGUGACUAUUUCUGAGGAAUAUUUCUGUCUGUAAUAAAGCCCUUUUGUGGGGAACAGCUCAUUCUGAUUGGCUUCAGCUUGGCUCCGCAGUGAGUUGGCCUGGCUGCCAAGUGGGUGGGCCUAUGGCCUCCCAGGACCACCCAUGGCUGUGCCCCUGCCCAGUCAUGUGAAAUUCAUAGAUUAAGGCCUAAUGAAUAUAUAUCAAGAUACUGAUUCUUAUAUGAAAUGUAACUCAGUAAAAUCUUUGAAAUUGUUGCAUAUUGCAAAUAUAUUUUUGUUCAGUAUAUAUUUUAUAUAAAACAGUACUAUAUUGGUGAUAUGAGAGGAAACUACUAUUGCAUAGUAGUAAGAUGUUUAUUUCUGAAGAACAGGGAGUAAAUGGUAGCUGGUUUUCUUUCUGUCACCACCAAUUGUAGUGUUCAGCUACAGUAUUUUCCUUUGCAGUGACACAGAUAGUACCUUUUCACCACGUGUCAACAGCAUGCAACCUGAUACACUACAGGCACAUGUUCGGUUCCUUAGUGGUGAGGAAGAGAGGGAGAGCGAACAAACUUCAUUGGGCAAGACACAGAACAAAUCAUUUCUACCACAUUUCCUGUGUGAAAUUGCAGAUUACACACUUGAAUGUAGCAGCACUGACAGUGCGCAUCACAUGUGCAUAAAGUAAUGCUUGUACCCCAACCUAAGUGACAGGACCGGUCACCCUGGUCAACUCCCCCUGUUGCUGUGGUCAAGUUACUGUUGUGGUCAGUCACAAUGAACAUCUCAGUAGAGGUGGCCAGAGGGGUCAACAAUGCCACCCUGGAGAUGCUGGUCAGUCCUGUGAUGACCGUGGCUGUGCCUGUUAUUUACCUGUCUGUGUUUGUGUGCAGUACGCCCUGCAACCUGCUGUCUCUGGUAGCGCUGCUGAACGUCCAUUACAAACGCCACACUCCCACGUCUGUGUUUGCCAUCAACCUGUCGCUGGCAGACCUGCUGUACAGCGCCUUCCUGCCCCUACAGGUGUUGUACCACCUGUGGGGUAAUGACUGGCCGUGGGGCGCUGCCCUCUGUGGCCUCACCACCACAGCCCUCAACUGCAACAUGCAUUGCUCUGUCCUCACCACCUGUGCCAUCGCACUCGAGCGCUACUGCGGUGUCGUACGCCCGCUACGCACCAAACACUGGCGCACCGCCCGGAGAGCCGCCAUCACCUGCGUCCUCAUCUGGGCAUUUGUUCUGAUUACUCAGACACCCUUGCUCCUCCGUGACCUCACCCUCCGGGUCGUCGAGCUAAACAUCACGACCUGCUUCGACGUGCUUCCACGUAAACUGUUCAUUCACCAAUCAGUAGCCUAUCUCUACUUCCUAGUGGUUCUGCUGAUGUUCUACGUGUUGCCGUUAGCCGUCCUGGUCAGCUGUUACGUUGCCGUGGCCAGAGGCCUGCACAGGUCGUUGCCGACGGCAGCUGAAGGCAGUGACGGUAAGAGGGAAGUGUUGUCAAGGCAACGGGCUCAGACCACAGUCGCCUUGGCAACCCUGUGCUUUGUGGUGUGUUACCUACCAACCAUCACCCUUCAUGGCCUGCACGUAGUCUUCCACACCCAGGGCAAGAGCCUGUACAGAUACUAUAAACUAGCGCUGAGCAUCAACAGCCUCAACUGCUGCUUUGACCCGUUUGUGUACUACUUUGCGUCGAGGGAGUUCCGUCUGGCUCUGAGGAGGCUGCUGGGGCGGUGUGUCCCACUGGGAGAGGGGGAGGAGCUUGGGACCUCUGAGCUGGUGUCCAUGACUGGGGAGCCUAGGGAAUCUAAGGGCCACUACUAGGCCGUAGUUGAUCACUAGAUAGUCAUGCUGGAAUGGACAAAGUGUGCAAAUGACCCAAACUGUAAAUACAAAAAAAUCUAUUUUGUUAUUUUAUGCACAGACCCUGUGCGGUCUUCAUUAUAAAGCUGUUUAUGCAAUUGUUGUGAAUGCUAAUUUUUAUAGUUAUUCUGCCUUCAUUCCGUUGACAUUUAUUAUUGAAUAAAUCUUAGACAUGCAUCA